Molecule: messenger RNA, 1095 nt
Organism: Rhipicephalus microplus (southern cattle tick)
Lineage: Eukaryota; Metazoa; Arthropoda; Arachnida; Ixodida; Ixodidae
Product: salivary anticoagulant protein P23
Source: RefSeq, a predicted model, not a curated record
AGUCUUGCGCGCUGUGCAAAUCACACAAGGUAUCGAGACAGCUGUUCUCUUUUGUCUGAUAACUAGCCGUAUAAAAACACCCAGCAAGAGAACUCUGCACAGAGCUCGGGGAAGACGCCGUGAAAGGUUGCUGCACAAAAUGGCCAUCACUUCUGUAAUCACCUUGAGUCUGCUUGUCGUCGGCGCACUCGCUGGCUCCAAGCAGGAUGCCAACAACUACAUCGACACGGUGCUUCGCGACCACCUACCGGCCAACGUGCGUUCGCUCAACCUGGACCCGACUCACUUGCCGGGUUUCAACUUCAAGGUCGACUCGACUGGCCCGACCAACCGGGACCUGAAGGCGCAGUUCCCUUCGGGCAUGCUGUACGGCCUGUCGAGCGUGGUGCGCCGUCGCGGCGACUGCGGCGUACCGGGCUGGCAGGGCUCGAGCGUCACCACUGGCUGCUACGUGUCCCUCGACUCGCUGCGACUCACCUUCGACGGAAGCGUAAGCGGCUACAGCCUUCUCGGUGGCAAAAAGAACGUCAGCCUCGACCUGGUCGUCGAGAAGACCAAUGCCUUCGUUGAGGCCACGGCACCCUUCGGUCAGCAAGCGACGCUGAAGACGCUCACCUUGAGCGGCAUCGAGUUCCGCGUGAACGUGAACAAGAAGCUCGAAUUGAACGACAAGCGCGAGAAGAAGUUCCUCAAGGCCGUCAGGCAGUCGGCGAGCAACAUCCUUCUGGGCAUCGUGAACUCAUCCUUCCGCGAGGCUCUCAGCCGCUCCGUGAGCAAGGUGCCACUGCCCAGUCCAUGAAAAAAAAAAGCGCUGCCGUCUACCACGCCACCCAAGGAGAAAUACGAACAACGACGAAUUGAAAUAAACGACGAAACGUGCUGCAAUGCAUCAUUUUCAUUUGUUAUUGUUACGUUCUUCUGGCGGCGACGCCGGGGGAACGACCUGAGCCGAUCCAUUCCGAAAGUGAGGCAACGAAGUUAUUCCGAAGCUAUGUCGCGCACUGCCUUAACGCAACAAUGCGAACAAGUGGCAAUGCGCUGUUUUGUUGUCCACUCACUAGAUAACAAACUCUUGAAAUAAAUCGUGGAGACGUA